CCGCCCCCACCCCACCCCCCUCACCCCCGUGUUGCUUCCACCCUAAGGCAUUACAGCAGCUUCCACAUAGCCCGCAGGUGCCUGACGUUGCUAAUUCCUGUCGCCAGUUUGUCACCAGGGGCUCCAGGGAAAGGGAAAAGGAGUUUUGACACUGCCUGUGGAGCAGAAAGAUAUGGGCCCGGAAACUUCUCCCUUUCCCUUGGCGUCUGUGUGCUUCCAGGAGAUAUGCUUCCUCCAAUUUCAAGGUGAAAGGAGGGGACGGUAUGUUUGCAUCUGAGGGAGGAGGGGGGCCUGCAGAUUGGAUAUCUCCAAAAGGUCCACAGCCCAGAGCUGAAGGUGGGUAGCAGUGGGGAGGCCUCAUAGCCUGCCCCACAGGUAAAGGGAAAGACAUGAAACUACAUAUCAGUUUGGGAGGCUGUGGCCAAAUUCCUAGAUGCCCAGGUUCCCUGUCUUUUCUCAGGCUGCUGACCUGCAGCUGGAAAUGACGCAGAAGCCUAUUAAGAAGCCGGAUGCCAGGGACCCCCUGGUGUUUGGGAAGACAUUCACCGACCACAUGCUGAUGGUGGAAUGGAGCGAGAAGAAAGGCUGGGGCCAGCCCCGAAUCCAGCCCUUCCAGAACCUCACACUGCACCCAGCCUCUUCCAGCCUCCACUAUUCCUUGCAGCUCUUUGAGGGCUUGAAGGCAUUCAAAGGCGGGGACCAACGGGUGCGUCUCUUCCGUCCCUGGCUCAACAUGGACCGGAUGCUGCGCUCGGCCCUGCGCCUCUGCCUGCCAGGUUUCGACAAGGGCGAGCUACUCGAGUGCAUCCGACGGCUCAUCAAAGUGGACAAGGACUGGGUUCCUGACAGCACAGGCACCAGCCUCUAUGUGCGGCCCGUGCUCAUUGGGAACGAGCCUUCUCUGGGUGUCAGCCACUCCACGCAAGCCCUCCUCUACGUCAUCCUCUGCCCUGUUGGCUCCUACUUCCCUGGAGACUCUGUGACCCCUGUCUCUCUCCUGGCUGACCCAGCGUUCAUCCGGGCCUGGGUGGGUGGAGUAGGCAACUACAAGCUAGGGGGGAAUUACGGGCCCACUGUGUUGGUGCAAGAGGAGGCAAAAAAGAAGGGCUGUGAACAGGUCUUGUGGCUGUAUGGGCCUGACCAUCAGCUCACGGAGGUGGGCACCAUGAACAUCUUCAUCUACUGGACCCACAAGGAUGGGGUACUGGAGCUUGUCACACCCCCGCUGGAUGGUGUCAUCCUGCCUGGAGUAGUCAGACAGAGUCUGCUGGACCUGGCUCAGACCUGGGGUGAGUUCCGGGUAGCAGAGCGCUCUAUCACCAUGAAGGAGUUGCUGCAGGCGCUGGAAGAGGGCAGGGUACGCGAAGUCUUUGGCUCAGGCACCGCGUGUCAAGUCUGCCCUGUGCACCAAAUCCUGUACCAAGGCCAGAAACUGCACAUUCCCACCAUGGAAAAUGGCCCAGAGCUUAUCCUCCGCUUCCAGAAGGAGCUGAAGGCGAUCCAGUAUGGAACGAGCGCCCACGAGUGGAUGCUUCCGGUGUGACAGUGCGGGCCGAGCACAACCGCCAUUAAGACCCGCCGACCUGUAGCAUCUAGUUACGCCGGCUCUCGCCUCCCUACCAAAGACUCACCUAAAGUGCAAUAAGAAGUAAAAGACCGGGGGACUGGGGGACCGGACGCCUGGGUUUCUCGCGCCCCCUCGUGGUCGCUACACUCCCAAAGCCAUAAGCGAGACCCAAGGGUCUUGGCCACCAGCCCGGUGUCUCGGGCCUUGGGGAGCAGGGCCCCUAUUUGUCCGCGUCGUGGGACUAAGGAUGCAAUUUGGCAACGACUUCGCAUCUCUCCGUUCUAAGGCUGGACCCCAGGUGCUGCCGUUGUGGUUUCUUUCUCCUCUUUGCUGCAAUUUUGAAAUAAAAUGCCAAAGAACAAGA
Nycticebus coucang (slow loris) is the source of this 1931-nucleotide messenger RNA. It is a transcript of the gene BCAT2, whose product is annotated as branched chain amino acid transaminase 2. Gene Ontology annotation, biological process: L-valine biosynthetic process; L-leucine biosynthetic process. The record is from RefSeq and is a predicted model, not a curated record. Gene Ontology annotation, molecular function: branched-chain-amino-acid:2-oxoglutarate transaminase activity. NCBI's taxonomy places the organism in Eukaryota, Metazoa, Chordata, Mammalia, Primates, Lorisidae. Gene Ontology annotation, cellular component: mitochondrion. The coding region runs from base 434 to 1543 and encodes 369 amino acids. The transcript has 11 exons.